Molecule: messenger RNA, 1290 nt
Organism: Cladocopium goreaui
Lineage: Eukaryota; Dinophyceae; Suessiales; Symbiodiniaceae
Source: the annotation of a GenBank genome assembly
UAUUUUGACGGGCAAGCUCCUGCCAUGAUGUAUUUUGUGCAGCUUGCGGUGCUUGCGCCAGUGAUUGCACUUGGAGAGGCAGGGGAGCCGAGUUGGGCUUCCUUGGACGAUGAAUGUGAAACUGAAGGAUGUGCGUUGCAAGCCCUGCAACGGGAAGGACUCAAGAAAGGCGAUGCUGAUUCAGCCUGGACUGAGGUGAUGUCUGCUCUAGUUCCUCGCAUCCAGAAGCUGGUCUUUGAGAACAACGAAUUAGCCGUGUCCAAGGAAAUGAGAGAUGCAAUGAAGGGCACAUGCCUAAAACUCGACGAGUACCGCACCAGUGACAAACCUUUCUCUGAUCACUGGCAAUGUGCUGCUGUAGACAAUGACAACUUUGGUGCCGGUGCCUAUUGUCCCAGUGAACGCGUGAUCGAAUCGCUCAGUGAGUAUGCCGGUAUUUCAAAGCGGACUUUCUCCAAAUUUCACUUGCGCUCCAACAACGAAAGUGAUACACUCUAUGGCAAAUGGUGUGGAAUGCCUGCACCUCCCGAGUACGAACAUCCCUAUGGUGGGCCUGUUGGCGCGCGCGUAUUCUGGGAGGACUGUGUCAUGCGAAACGCCGGCUACUUCAAUGCUUUGAUGUGUGAUACGAAGGACUCCUAUGCGGUGUUGGGUAUUGCUGCUUUGAACCAUGGAGUAUGUUAUCCAGCUCACCGACAUGACAACCAGGAAGCCUAUUGGCAAUUGAACGGUCCGGGUUGGUGGAGGACGUGGCCCGACAACUUUACCUCGGCGCCCAACCAAAAGCCAUAUUCUGAGAUUCGGAUGACAAGUCCAAAGGGUUCAUGGCGACUCCACAAUCAUCCAGGCGGACUCAUCCAUGAAAUGGACACCACCCAUGACGAUGACUUCCUGCUGGCAGUUUAUUGGUGGGGGAAACCCGUUGACACCGAGGUGAAUUAUGCUUACAGCCAUGCUGUCCAAGAGCAGGGCUCCUGUUUCGCAAGUUACCGCGCAGAACACAGCGACGUUGCUCACAGCUGCCCGGAAUUGGCACGCCCUCCUUGGGCCGUUUUCCGGAGAUGAGUUGCUCUGCUUUGUUCAACUUGGGACAGAUUUACAUAACACUCAUGCAACAGAUGUACAAUGAUGUAUAUAGAUGUAUCAUGAUGUAACAUAGGUACUUUUGGCGGCCUGCCGGUGCGGCCCCGGAUCUGGAUCCUCCUCUCACUUUUCGGGCAGCGCCGAAAGUCAAAGAGCUUUCUGCGCAGCGCAACAUCAACGCAACAUCCCAUGGCCGAACUUGCAAAA